Molecule: messenger RNA, 2592 nt
Organism: Haliotis rufescens (red abalone)
Lineage: Eukaryota; Metazoa; Mollusca; Gastropoda; Lepetellida; Haliotidae
Product: charged multivesicular body protein 5-like
Exons: 7
Coding region: 98-763 (221 amino acids)
Biological process (GO): vesicle budding from membrane; late endosome to vacuole transport via multivesicular body sorting pathway
Cellular component (GO): multivesicular body
Source: RefSeq, a predicted model, not a curated record
UUCAAUAACCGCUCCCUAAACAGGAAGUACCUGUGGACGCCAUUGUUGGUGUUGACAUCUUUACCGAACGGAGUGUCAGCUCGCUCUUCUCUUCAACAUGAAUCGCCUAUUUGGAAAGGGGAAAGCAAAGGAACCUGCGCCGAAUCUCACAGAUUGUAUUUCAAAUAUUGACAGUCGAGGAGAUUCGGUUGACAAGAAGAUAAGUCGGCUAGAUCAAGAAUUGAACAAAUACAGGAAUCAGAUGAAGAAGAUGAGAGAUGGUCCAUCAAAGAAUAUGGUCAAACAGAAGGCAAUGAGGGUUUUGAAACAGAAAAAGAUGUAUGAAAGUCAGCGUGACCAGCUGAUGCAGCAGUCCUUCAACCUGGAACAACAGAACUUCGCUAUCCAAACCAUGAAGGACACCAAAACAACAGUUGAUGCCAUGAAAGUUGGAGUUAAACAGUUUAAAAAAGAAUACAAGACGAUGGAUAUUGGCAAGAUUGAGGACCUGCAAGAUGAGAUGGAAGAUCUCAUGGAUCAGUCCAAUGAGGUCCAGGAGAUCAUGGGACGGAGUUAUGGCAUGCCGGAGGUGGAUGAUGAUGAGCUUGAGGCAGAGCUUGAUGCCUUGGGUGAUGAGAUUGGCCUGGAUGAGGACGCCUCUUAUCUUGAUGAUGCUGUCAGUGCACCGUCAGCACCUACAGGCGAGCCUGGAGCAGACAGCAUGAGGGGAGAUGUUCCUGUUGAUGAAUUCGGAUUACCCCAGAUUCCCCAGUCAGCCAAAUAGGAGCCAGCGAACUACACUUGUUACUGAUUGUCACUCUGUAAAUAUAUAAGUGAGUUUGUACAGACAUGUUGUUGUAACUGUGGUCAGAUAUCUCAUACAGUGAAACUGUAUCCCAGACUUGGCGAUAUGGUGGGACCGAUCUCUGUCAGCAAAUGCUUUACGUUAUUCUUUAGUCUGUGGAAGCUGACUUUACAGGGUAUUGUAAAACAUUUAAUCUUAAGGUUCGAGACUGACAUACUCAGAAAACCGAAUUUGGUAUGGUUGUUCAUUUAAUUUAAAAACUUAAGACUACUCUAUGCAUUAGUGCUGUAGAUUUGCUCCAACUCAUUUAUUUUUUCAAGAACAAGCUGAAUCUAAUUAUUUGUGUCUGGUGUUCAGACAUCUAAACAACUUGCAAGUCUUUUUCAUGAAUAUGUGAUGAUUUAUCAUUAUUCAACAUUUUCUGUUACUAUGAUGUAUAUACUGCUGUUCAGUAAAUCAGUCUCAGAUGCGUUGUGCUGUUGCUUUAAGAAAUAUGUGCGGUAACACGUAUACUGUUCUACCAGCUAAGACUGAACAUUUCAACUGUAACAAAAAAUUAUGCAUGAUGUACCAAGGCAAAAGAAAUUCAGUAUCUCACAGACAUGUGAAUUGGGUAGACUGUGCAUAAUAUAGUAUAUGUGCACUGAUCCUUUGGUUUAUGAACAAAUAUGUAGUAUGGCUGUAAUUUUGUAGAUAUUGAUGUAUGAAUGAUUCAAGGCAGUGUGUGAAAUUCAGUGACAGUAGUACUAGUCAAACAGCUAUAGUUCAGAGUUUCUCCUUGAGACAAAGUACAUUUGGAUAAUUUCCAUAAUUUUAUCAACAUCUUUCAUGACCAAAUUUGAAGAAAAGAAUCUUCAGCACAUUUUUUAUGACAGUGUCCCAGAAAAUGGAACUGAUUUGAAAACCUGUACCUUAUGAAAAACAAUACAGGUCAUAGUCCUCUGUACCCCCACCUUGAUUGGGAACUGUUUAACUGUCUAGAGACCAUGUACAGUCUAGGUCUAGACACAGAGACAUAGUCUCAGUGUUGAAUGUUAGAUUGUUAAAUUGAUAUGCAAAUAUGUCAUGAAAUUUGAUUUAACAGAUAAUGAUAGUUUUGAAUAUCUCAAAGCAUUUGUACUGCCGAAAGUGGUGCCAAUUGGAACAAGCCUAAUCUAUCUUUAACACUACUCCCCAUGCGUAUGAACGUUAAUGGAAUUAGUGUGGAAUUUAGUAACGUAUUUGACUGGGUCACACCACAAUAACUGUAUGAACAGUCAGACUAGCCAUUGAGCUUCUGACAUCUAAGAUGAAGUGUGUUCACUACAAGUAUUUCACACACUGCUUUAGAGCUAUCUUUUCUUUGUUACAGCUUAUUCUAUUGUAAGCCAACUGGAGGGUGUGUGGCGGCAAUAUCAUGCAUCUUAGGCUUAAUAAAAUAAAAAAAUUGGUUCUCAGGCAAUUUGAGAAUAUACAAUAAUUCCGAAAAAAUUAAGUAUUAGAGCAUUUUACUGCUGGGGUCGUGUGUUCGAGAUGCGGAAUAUAUAAACAUUUUUUUUAAUGGAAAUAAAAAUAAUGUGUGGCGGACUUUAUGAUGACGCGAGCGGUGCCUGAGAACCAAGACUGUAAUUUUUUUCAGCCUUAGUUAUGGCUCUUGAUUCUUGAAACUAUUGUUAAAUCACUCAAAUGAAGUCAGGCUAGGUCAAAUUCUUCAUCAUUGCGUACAAAUGUACAAAAUAGUUAAAAUCAGCUUGUUGAUGUAAACAUUGUAAGUUAUUUCAAGUGUUGUCAUAUUUAUGCUCAUUUUAUUAAACAUUUUGUACAUAUUG